CACACAAAGAAAUCCUGCGCAUGUGCAGAGGACGCGAUUCAUUCACCAGUCGGAAAGUAGGAAGUCUCUAUCACCGAAGCUACGCUAAUCGUAAAGUGGUUCCCCCUCUGCUGUGUAGGACGAACCUCGUUAGCAACGGGUGAAUCGAGUGAAGAAGUGUCAAAAGCGUGAGUGUGAAAAUUGAAAUAAGGGAAAUAAAAUGGACACCAAGGACGACGAGAGAACGGCGAGACUUCCGAUAGAUGGUUCGACUCGCGGUGAUAAACCGGGAGGAUUCGACUAUGACGAGGACAAACUCCACGAGAUGACAGCUUCCUACUCGGAAAUAUCAUUCGAUUCCCAAUCGUCGCCGCCGAUGUCGGAUCUCCGUUCAUUGAUGGAAUCCCCCGACUUGGAUGGGGAGAAAUUGGACUCCAACAAUCCGAGGCCCAACAGUCUUGAGCUGAAAAACGACGAUCUCAGUGCCGAGGAGGACGACGAUGGACCUAUCGAGAUUAUCCAACCGCCGAGCUAUAGCAAGGCGAUCAAAUACCUCCAUCUCCAAGGCACUGUCACUCAGGAGGGAGACAUGGUCCUUUUUGUCACCGAGGAUUUGGAGAGCAAAAUAAAGCUCUCGAGUCCGAUAACCAAGAGAGGAGAGACGCCCUCCUUUCCUGGCUCGAGGAGUUCGACGCCUUGCCUCUACAGGCAGGCACUCACACCUCAGCUUCCCAUUCUCGAUCACAACGUCCUUAAUGAGCUAGAAAUGGAGGCUCGGAAGGUGGCGACCUCUGUCGACUCCUUGACCGAAAACCUUGCCGCGAUAUUGCAUAGCGUAUCUGCGUUGACAGUCGAUUGCUUAGAGACUUACAGAGACGCGGUCUGCAAGACCUGCGACGCUGUAGACCACAACAUCAAGUCGAUGUAUCAGCUGAUGGCGAAGUGCGAGGAGCUAUCCAAGUCUAUGGGUCCAAUAUACAAGCUGGCAGAGCGAAUAAAGGAGAUGAAGAGGAUGCUGGAGCUUUUCGAGAACACGAUGAACAUGUGAGGGGGUAAACGGGAAGUGAAAAUGCAAGAAUGAGGUAAAACUGAUCGCCAUAUCAGACCACGCGACUCGUUGCAAAUAUUAACUCGCUUUCUUCUCAAUCCGAUAGGUGUACACGUAUAAUGUAAUUUGCAAUAUGGCAGACCGUCGAUCGAUUCAAGGGUUCUCACCAUAUGUAACUAUUAUACACAGAUAUUUAUUCAACCAGUUGCGUCGCGUCAUAAUUCACACGGUGUUUCGUUUCUCACCGAUAAAUUCCGCGCGCUCGCUAACAAGUCAAAAGGUUUAAUUACACUAACGACGCGUCAACGUUUUAUACCCUGCAGAUAUUAUUACUAUAACCACAAGCUCGUUAAUAGGGACAGGGCUGCUCGGGUUAAACCACAAUAUGCAUACAUUCAGUAGCGAAUCAAACCCGACUCUCAAUCUGCAUAGUAAUUAUUACACAAGGUGCUUACGCGUGAUUCACUGUGUGUAAAUUGGCACCUUUUUUCGAAACCGUACAGCUUACGGCUAUUCAGUUUUGUUAGUUUACGUCUGACUCAAUUAUGGGGAACCCGCAUGGAAGCCGUAUUUGCUGUUUGUAUUAUAACGCGAGCGCGUUAUGCCAGCUAGUAUGACUCGAGGAAUUGAAUUCAAAGGGUCGAGCUGCUCUUUCGCGAAUUUCUUUUCACCCACUGUCGUCGGCUUAUCAUUAUUUAUCGUUAGAUGCGCGGUUCUCUCUGCACCGCUUUUCAUCGUCGCCAAUAUUUCUGUCUUUUGAAAAUAUGUUUUAUGCUUGUAUUUUCCACCCUUCGUUCUCUUUUCGUCUAUUUAUUAUGUACUGUUACACGCGAUGAACGAUUUUUUACACUUUUUUACACGCCGUUCAAAUUACAUGCACGCCGUUCAUUCCAGCGAUUAAUCGAUCAGGCGAUAAAUUGGUGAAAUCAUUUUUAUCAAUGUAAGUACGAAAUUUCAGUAAAAUCAACUGGUACGAAAACUUUUCCUUCAAAUAGUCAAUUUUUGUUCUUUGAAAUGUGUGUAUCCGUUUGUUUUUGCCAAACUCCAUGUCUUAUUUAUAUUUUUAAACCGUGAUAUAUUUAAUCUUUUUGUACUAUCGCAACAUUCCGCUUAAAUAUGUUCAAUUUAAAAAAAAAAUUACAAUUUUUAACCCAGAUUUGCAGUAAUAAUAUUGUUAGUCAAUUGAAUAUUAAUUCUUCCCAAAUGAUGUGUAACCCCGGUUAAAGGGUAUCUAGGUACCGAUAAAUCAAUGUUGAAAACUUUCAAUCGGUUUUCGUAUUAGGCCCGUAAAACAUCAGAUAUAGGUAUAGUUUUAAAAAAUAUUUCAACCGUAUAAAUCGUUGUAAAUAUGACGAUAUGAAUAAAACACGCAAAUAUCGAUGUGACAUUUUAA
Neodiprion virginianus is the source of this 2420-nucleotide messenger RNA. RefSeq names its product BLOC-1-related complex subunit 6 (gene BORCS6). Lineage: Eukaryota; Metazoa; Arthropoda; Insecta; Hymenoptera; Diprionidae. The transcript has 5 exons. Bases 200 to 1027 code for a protein of 275 amino acids. Gene Ontology annotation, cellular component: BORC complex. The record is from RefSeq and is a predicted model, not a curated record. Gene Ontology annotation, biological process: lysosome localization.